This is a messenger RNA of Lodderomyces orthopsilosis Co 90-125, 1026 nucleotides long. RefSeq names its product Sas2p (gene SAS2). The record is from RefSeq and is a predicted model, not a curated record. Gene Ontology annotation, molecular function: histone acetyltransferase activity. Gene Ontology annotation, biological process: regulation of DNA-templated transcription. The coding region runs from base 1 to 1026 and encodes 341 amino acids. The transcript has a single exon. Lineage: Eukaryota; Fungi; Ascomycota; Pichiomycetes; Serinales; Debaryomycetaceae.
AUGCUGUUAACUAUCCCACCUAAAACUCAAGAGCAAAAACAGAAAACGCCGUCUGCAAAAAGUACAUCCUUUUAUGGGCGACUAGAGAAACCAAAUAUUGAGAAAGUUACAUUCGGGAAAUAUGAGAUUCGGCCCUGGUAUGGUAAUCCCGCUUAUUUCAAUCCAUAUGAGGGUGUACCGAAUAUGUUGGGCUAUGACUAUUCAAACAUGAUAGCAGCAGAUCCAAUGUCUCGGAAACGACUAAAGUCAUAUUCCGUUGAGGAAUGUUUUAUUGAUCAUCUAUUUGUCUGUGAAUACUGUUUCAAAUAUUCAGUCAAUGAAAAUGAGAUGUUGGAACACUGGGAGGUUUGCAAAUACCAUAGGGAGAAUCCGGAUGUUGGAGCGAUGGUGUAUUAUGAUCGCAAGAGGAACCAUAUCAUUCGUGAAGUUAGAGGAUACGAAGAUCCCCUAUUUUGUCAAAACUUGUGUCUUUUCGGAAAGUUAUUUCUUGAUGAUAAAUCAGUAUACUUCAACAUUGACCAUUUCAACUUUUAUGUCUAUUACGCCAAAGAUGGGGAAAGGGAUUACGUACCGAUGGGGUUCUUCUCGAAAGAGAUGAUUGCUUAUGAUGCCACCACCAAUUUGGCGUGUAUUUGUGUGUUUCCUCCAUUUCAACGAAGACACAUUGGUGCUAUGCUAAUUGAAUUUCUGUACGCUAUAGCACGGUUAACACAAGAAAGCAGCGGUCCCGAAAUUCCACUAUCACCAUUUGGUAAGGUGAGUUAUUUGAACUAUUGGUCAAAAAAUUUAGCAAAAGAGUUGUUACAAAGACGGUCAAGGACUUUCACUUUGGAAGAAUUGUCAAAAGCUACAGGCUAUCGAAAGGAGGACGUCUUGUACACAUUGGAACAUAUGGAGGUUUUAAUUCAAGAACCCAACGGUGAGGUGACUUUCUCCAAUGAUCGAUUUCAAGAAUGGGUAAAAUCAACCAAGUUCGAUGUCAUCAGGCAACAACCACUACUCGAUACAAAAUCCUUCUAUUUGUAA